AAUAGGGACUCCGAGCAAGUCGGAGUCCGACGGGGUGCGAGUCCGACCGAGUCGGUCUCUGGGAGGCGGUGCGCGAGUGAGGUUGGUUGUGCGUAUUGAAAUUCACAUUCGCGUUUCGAUCAACAAAAGAAGAACGUGACUGUUGAUAUUGCCUUGCCGGUGUGAAAAGAGCGGGAAGGUGUUAUGGAGGAAAAUACAAAGUUCAUCGUCCCUCCAUCUUUAUUGUUGAACAGUCCACAACAUUGGAAUUGAAUUUAGUUGUUGUUGUUACUCUGUUCAAUUUAUCUGGUGUAAGCGAUGGCUGAGAGACGAGAUCGUCAUGGUAUGGAAUGGAGCAUGUAUCUUUUGUGCAUAUGUGUAUCUUAACAGGAUAUAUAUUGAUACCUUCCUUUCUAAUUAUAUGCAGAGACUCGAGCAUCUAUGAUCAGGAAUUUGCCAGACCCUGAGUUUAAAGAGCAUUUUAGAAUGGACAGAGCUACAUUUGAGAUUUUAGUGCAUGCAGUUGCUCAUGAAAGGUUGCGAACUGGAAAGCUGCAAAGGAACCGGACUGAUGUUGGUGAAUCAACAGCCAUGGGUCUAUGGGUGCUCUUCAAUAAAGAUACCUUCCGCAGUAUUGGCCUCAACUAUGAAAAUGACAGGAAACACAUUCACAACCAGUACACGAUUCUUCUCAAUGCAUUAUGUGGCAUUGGCCACAAAUAUAUCAAGUGGCCCAAUAUUAGGCAAAGGCAGCAGACAGAGUUAUUCUACCGUCGCAACUUUGGGUUCCCUGGUGUGGCUGGUGUAAUUGAUGGGACCCUUAUUCGGAUUACAGCUCCCUCAGAACAGAAACAGAGAUACGUUGAUAAAAACCAUGAUUAUUCCAUCAAUGUAAUGAUAGUGUGCAACCAUAAACGGGUGAUCAAUGAUAUUUUCAUUGGACAGCCAGGCUCUGUUCAUGACUCUAGAGUUUUCCGGAGGAGUCCCCUAGCACAUGCCCUCUACAGCAGAAAUGAUUUGUUGGGACCAAAUCAGCACCUGAUUGGGGAUGGUGGUUACAUGUGCACUGAAAAGAUGCUGGUCCCAUACAGAAAUGAUGGCAACGUCGAUCAAAGCCACAGAACCUACAAUUUCAAACUUUCUCAGUGUCGAGCUACUAUUGAAAGGACAAAUUCUCUAUUUAAGAGCAGGAUGGCUCGAACAGAGAAAUUGUUUUGUAAAAAUAUUGUUAGGACCAACAAGCACAUUGCAGCCUCCGCAGUUCUCCAUAACUUCAUUUUACUCCGGGGAGAAGAGCAAGAUGGCAUUGUUCUGGAAGGAGAAUUGCCAGAAAUUAAUGUACACGAUGCCAUAGUAGCUGGCCAAGAAGAGGGGUAUAGAAGACGCCAACAAAUAAGACUCCAGCUUGCAGAAGAAUACGAGUAA
Frankliniella occidentalis (western flower thrips) is the source of this 1404-nucleotide messenger RNA. Its product is annotated as putative nuclease HARBI1. The record is from RefSeq and is a predicted model, not a curated record. Bases 421 to 1404 code for a protein of 327 amino acids. NCBI's taxonomy places the organism in Eukaryota, Metazoa, Arthropoda, Insecta, Thysanoptera, Thripidae. The transcript has 4 exons.